Biomphalaria glabrata is the source of this 3842-nucleotide messenger RNA. Its product is annotated as trafficking protein particle complex subunit 12-like. Bases 380 to 2980 code for a protein of 866 amino acids. The transcript is spliced from 14 exons. Gene Ontology annotation, cellular component: Golgi apparatus; TRAPP complex. Lineage: Eukaryota; Metazoa; Mollusca; Gastropoda; Planorbidae. The record is from RefSeq and is a predicted model, not a curated record. Gene Ontology annotation, molecular function: protein binding.
UGUUAUUUUAUACAUAGACUAGAUCUAAUCUAGAUCUAAUACAGUAAUACUUUUCUAAAAGUCUAGAAUAUACUUAUAUAGAUCUAGACUAGAUAGUACCCUAGAGUCUAUAUUAUAAAUCGUAGUGCAGAUGAUAUUCUAUAUCUAGACAAAGUUAUUAAAGAAUAAAAGCUGAAUACCAUUUGGCAUUGUCAUUGACACUCUUGACAGCCACUGCCCUGACCUAAUCAGUAAUCUGUUAAUAUCUGUAAUCAGGCUACUAAGCCUAAUCAAGGCUAAUCGGCUACCUAAUACUACUAAUGAGUAAUAGUUACUAAUACUAUUAAACUGUAACCUGUUCUACAAACGAGAUUGGUUGGCUCAGCAUCAUCAUCAGAUAAUGUCUAGUCCAGUGGAUGACUGUAUGUUAGAAGAUGAUGAAGAUGAUUCUGGACAUCUUCAGCCACCUUUCAGCAGUUUAAGCUCUGCAAUGGUCAGUUCACCAACAACUGAUACUUUGGAUUCAGUUAUUCUAGAAGCUUCAGCCUUUGAUGAAGUAAUUAAGCAUCAGGAUGGCAAUGACCAACUUUCUUUAGAAGAAACAGUUGACCUAGGCCCACCUGAUGAGGGAAUAAACAUUUCAAAAACUGGCUUUGGGGAAAAUAAUAAAGAAAAAGUAAUGUCUGCUUCUAUCAUUGACCAAGGGAUAAAUAACUUCCACUCAUUUGAACAGAAACCUGCUGCUAAUGUCCAACCUUCUAGUUUAAGCAGUUACUUUGCUAACUCUGGAGAUGAUAUAUUUGAUACUAUAGCUACUGUGCAUGAUGAUAGCAGUCUUGGAAGUGAUCUUUUCCUGUCCAUAGCCAUAUCCAAGUCAGAAGAGGAUAUCAGGACCUCGGAAAUGAAUGCCAUUGAAAUAAAAGACUCUGAUGUAGUGUCCUGCCUUUCUCCUGACAAUGAUGAAGGGUUCCCUCGUCAAAACUCUUUUAUGCGAAAGUAUGUGGAUGAAGAUGAAUUCAAGUUGGUGGAAAAUGAAGAGUUAAAAGACAGAGAAGCAGAACAGUUCAUUGAAAUAGGCACUUCUGCAGUGAAAAUUUCUGAUGAAGAUGCUUUUGGUGAUACAGAGAUUGAAGCAGUUGAUGUAAUUCAUACUCCUUAUCAAAGAGAGCACAAGUCUUCAACUUGUGAACCUGAAACUAUUGCAUUUGAAGGAGAGUUAGAAUUGGGAGAAAAUAAACAAGUUGACCUUGAAAUUGCUGAUUUAGCAGAAGAAGAUAUUGAAGAAUUCACUCAAAAUGAUGACAAGCCUGGCUUUAUGUCCCAAAUUUCACGGAGUUCUGAACCAAAUACAGAUGUAUCCCAGAAUAGCUGCCAGAUUCCCCAACAACCUACAAGCAUUCUUAACCCUCCAGUCGAGUCAUCACUUGGCAAGCAUCAUGGUCCUGUAGUGGGCACAACACCAUCCCAGUUAUCUCCAAUGGGCACCCCAGUUCAUCAGGCAUCAGAUUCAAACACAGACAUCCUCACUUCCAGUCCUCCCUUGAUGCCAAUAAACCCACCAGUUUUUGAUUCCCAUCCUGUCCCACAGGGCAGUCCCUUCCAUUUGCCAAGUCCAGAAAUCAAAAGUGGUGCAGUGUUUUCCCAGUUUGGCCCUAGUGGAACAUCAGAUGAUGCUUUUACAUCCAUCCUGAGCAUGAGUGAUGCAGACAGGCGUCAUGAUGCAUGGAUUCCAUCAGAUGCAACAAGUCAUGUUUUGAAGCUGAUGGCAACCAGUGCUAUAGGCUCUUACAUACCUGCAACUGAACAUCUUAGUACUCCUGGUAUUAUCAGCAAUGAGCCAAUGGGUGAUCCAGUGAAAGAUUUGGUGUUACGCUAUAUGGGUGAACAGGAAGCUGUGAAAAGAUCAGUCCUAACAUGUAGUAGUGUGACUCAAGAUGCUGAUGGCCUCAAGAAACUUAUAGAAGCUGGAUGUCUCAGGGCUGCUGUUGACCUGACAGGUCGACUUUUAGAACAAGUUGGUCAAGGUUAUGGUAAAUUGGGAUGUGUGACAGUGCAUACACCACAUUCAUUGCAGCUGUGGUUCUGUCGCCUAGCUUUAAUGGUGAAACUUCGAAUGUAUGAGCAGGCUGAGGCUGAGAUGAGAGCUUUCCAGACACUUGACACACCAGAUUUAUAUUUUCAGUUUUAUGCCAACACAUAUCCUGGAAGAAGAGGUUCAAUGGUAUCUUUUUCAAUGCGCUUGUUACAUGCAGAGCUACCUUUAUUGUGCGGCAGAAGUCAGGAAAGCUUAGACAGAUUGUAUUAUAUGUUGGCUGUUUGCAAUAGGAUAAGAACAAAUCUCUCGUCAGAUUUAAGUGAAGAUGGCAGUGCAACUCAUAUGACCUAUGAAGCUAGAAAAGUUUCUCUUGAAUUGUGGACCAAACGAGAAACAGAUGUAACAUAUAAAAUUGCUUCUACUAUGUUGUCUGUUAAAGACUAUGAAGGUGCACUUGCUAUUUACAACACACUGCUGGACAAAGAUAAGAACUCACACUUGGAACUUUUGGCUGGCAUUGGGCGAAUACAUUUACAGAUGGGUAACAUCACAGAAGCCACAAGAAUUUUGAAAGAAGUAGAAACUGAAUCCUCCAAAAUUGAUAGUUCUGUGACAUGUCAUACACUUAUAAGCAGGGGUUUGCUAGCCAUGUGUGCUGCCAACUUCUAUGAUGCCUACCAACACUUCAAGUCAGCUGUACAGAUGCAGCCUCAUAAUACUUGUGCUGUUAAUAACAUGGCAGUCUGUUCCUUAUACCUUGGGCGCCUGAAAGAUGCCCUCAACACCCUGGAACAGCUUGUGCAUAGUGACCCAGCCAAUACACUGCAUGAGGGUGUGCUUUUCAACCUUUGUACAUUAUAUGAACUUGAAACCUCAAGGGCAUUACACAAGAAACAAGCCAUCCUUGACCUUGUCAGCAAACAUAAGGGAGAUGGCUUUCCUGUGGCUUGCUUAAAGAUGACCUAAGUCACCUAUACAAAUUUAUGUUUCUGUUCAUUAAAUACCUUAUGUUGAAAUUGAAAAAUGUCAGACAAAUUAUUGAAGAAAAAUCAAUGAAAAAAGAAAAGGAGUUGCUGAAUGAGGUCUUGAACUCAAAUGCUCAAUUUUUCAUUUCCAGAUAAAUAUAUUUUUGUGCAAUAUAUGUGAUUUUAGUUGUAGUCAAAAAGCUUUAUUUUUUUUUAUUUGACAAGAAAAAUGUUACGCCAUUCAGUUAGUCAAUAAAUAUUUAUUUGUGUAAAACAAAACUAAAAUGUAUUGUCAAAGUUAUUUACAGUUAUCAACUUCAUCUUGGUUUAUUGAUCAUUUUUCAUCCUCUAUUGAUGACAUUGAUUUUUUACUCAUGUUGAACUCUGGAUGCCAAGAGAAAUAUUUUUGAAAAAACAGAUCUUGCUGUGUUGUCUUGGGAUUGGUAUGCAAGCUAGAUAUGUUUUGAGAUUCUGAUGAUACAGAGUUAUUACUGGAGUCCUGUUGGGGAAGAUCAAGUUUAUUAUAAAUAUUUUGAGUCAUAGUUGGCUUUUUGAGAAGUAGUGCUGGUACUUAAUUCAAAUAUAACAUAACAUGAAAUUGUUUUAUACACUUAAUUUAUAAAUAUAUUUGAAUAUUUUGAAACAUUUUUAUACUUAUCAUAUGUAACUAUAAAUUCAUUAAUUAGUAUAUCAAGUCACAUGAACAAGGUAUAAGACCUAAUAUUAAGUUGGUAUAUUUCAAUACAAUAAACCAAUAUCAGUUGAACAAAACAAAAUAAUGUUAAGUAUUUUCUGUAACAUUGUGCUCUUUGACAUGUUGAAAUGUAAAAGUCGGGAAUAAAUUUAAAAUAUUGAUUUCUUUA